AUGCUUUUCCAACCUCUCUUUGCUGCAACUCUGUUGAGUGCAAUCACAGCUGUCGCUUCGCCAACAUGGUCUGCUCAGCAGGAAUAUACCAAGUCCCUCCCUAAGAGUGUUUCUAAGCACCAGGGUACCCGACCAAAGACCGAUAUCUCGCCUAAGAAGCCAUUCAAGGCUUUCCCUUCUUCGCCCUCCAGAAACAGAGUCUGUUACGUCAGCUCUCACAACGACGGCGUGACAGAUGAUUCAGAGUACAUUCUAUCUGCUGUGAAUAAGUGCAACAACGGUGGUCAUGUCAUCUUCUCUCAAGGCCAAAAGUACGUUAUCGGAACUGCAUUGAACUUGACCAACCUCAACCACAUCGAUCUCGAUAUUCAAGGCUACGUUCAAUUCACCAACGACACCGACUACUGGCAGGCAAACGCUUUCAAGCAAGUUUUCCAAAAUGCUACAACCUUCUUCCAGCUCGGCGGUAAUGACGUGAACGUCUACGGUGGAGGUUUUCUCGAUGGCAAUGGCCAGGUCUGGUACGAUCUGUAUGCUCAAAACAUCUACAUCUUGAGACCCAUCCUCUUUGGUGCUGUCGGCUUGCACAACUCGACUAUUCAGAACUUGAACUUCCGCUACAGUCCUCAAUACUACAACUGGGUAGCCAACAGCACCAAUGUCUUGUUCUCGAACAUCUCCAUCUCAGGAUCCAGUCAAAGCAAGAACCCUGCCAAGAACACUGACGGAUGGGACACUUACCGUAGUGAUAACAUUGUCAUCCAGAACUCGGUGAUCAAUAACGGUGACGACUGUGUCUCAUUCAAGCCCAACAGCACCAACAUUCUUGUUCAGAAUCUGCAGUGCAACGGCAGUCAUGGGAUCAGUGUCGGCUCCCUAGGCCAAUACCCCGCCGAGACCGAUAUCGUGGAGAACGUCCUCGUCUACAACAUCUCCAUGAGUAACGCUAGUGAUGGCGCUCGUAUCAAAGUCUGGCCUGGAUCCCCGGCAGCUCUCUCGGGUGACCUUCAAGGUGGCGGUGGCAAAGGUCGCGUCAACAACAUCACUUAUGACACCAUGUCCAUCAACAAUGUCGACUACGCUAUCGAGGUCACCCAAUGCUACGGUCAGAAGAACUUGACAGCCUGCAACGAGUUCCCCUCUAAGUUGACCAUCUCGAACAUCGUGAUGAAGAACAUCCACGGCACCACUAGCUCCAAGUACAACCCUAUCUCCGGAUACGUCGUCUGUAGCAGUCCAAGCGUCUGCACUAACAUCAAGUUGUCGGACAUCAAUGUCAGCAGUCCCAAUGGUACCGUCAAUGAGUUCUCCUGUGGCGACGUCGAUGAGAGCCUAUUGGAGGGCAUCCAAUGUACCACCAUCAAUAAGGGGUACAACUAG
Molecule: messenger RNA, 1380 nt
Organism: Aureobasidium subglaciale EXF-2481
Lineage: Eukaryota; Fungi; Ascomycota; Dothideomycetes; Dothideales; Saccotheciaceae
Product: glycoside hydrolase family 28 protein
Exons: 2
Coding region: 1-1380 (459 amino acids)
Biological process (GO): carbohydrate metabolic process
Molecular function (GO): polygalacturonase activity
Source: RefSeq, a predicted model, not a curated record